UGUUCCUAUCUCACUUUCCUGUUCUAGGCAGCUUCGGGACCGGGUCGUGGGGGCCUCUGAAGCAGAGGCACCCGACGUAAAUCGAACCCGUAGACGGCGGGCCCUUACAUUUUAAGCUCGACUACAUUAAGAAAGGGCGCUCUUGUGACGAUGACGGCUAUCAUCCAGAAAUUACGACGCAAGCGAAAGUUAUCCUCAGAGCUGCACUCGCGAUGGGGGGAUGUCUCCAUCACCUAUCCCAACGGUGGGUCCUGGAGUCAAUGGGAUCAGUCUUCUACCGGCGCAACUUCAGCCUCUCCCGACCACGAGCGACGGCAUGGUUCUUUGGAACUCAAUCGGUCCGCCACCGCGCCGCGCCUGGGGAGUUACAGCCGCAUUGGGGAUGCCAAUGUGCGGGCGCCAUCCGUGGAUUCAGCCAUGACGAUUCCUACCGGCCACUAUGAUGCACGAGUUAGUCGAAUGCGGAGGAAAAAUCAACAGCAGAGCCCUCCAAUCGGCCUGUCGCAGGCCCUCGAUUCUCCCCGUGAAUGCGACCAUGCAUCUUGUUCAGACGAGUCCUCUGGAGACGAGGACGACGUGGCUGUGCCCGCCCCUCUCAAUGUCUCCCGCGACCGAAAUCCAGCCGAAAAAGAAGAAGCAGACGCCUAUUCCCAUGCAUCGAAAUCGCCUCCUUUGUCGGUAACAUCUCGCAUGCGUAGCCGGCACAGUGCUCAGAGCCACACGAUGGAGCCUCCGAUGUCUGGACCUGGAACGGCCGGUUCGAAGCAUACGAGCUACACCUCCUCGGUGCCGUCGAAUCCAUCGGACGACCAGCGACCGCAGGGGCACCGUUUGUCUACGCAGCAUGAUCGAAAAUCAAUACGGCGCCCCAAGCCCGAGCCGCUGAGUCUACCGACACAACCUGAAAUGGUGCCGUCGUAUGAUGAAUUGUACGGGUAACUACCGGAAUCUGGGGCAGGACCCAUGGGAGGCUUUCUGUUUGUUUUUUGAUACUUCGUAUAUCAUUUGCGUGCAUGCUUGCUUUCAGUUUGGGGAUGGCAGUCACGCCCGAGCUACGCCGGGUGGCUAUAUUGUUUGGGUGGAUGGGAUUCUUAAUUCAGCCGUGAGAGGGCAAAAGAUUUAACCUGCAUGCAUUGUG
Messenger RNA from Aspergillus welwitschiae, 1138 nucleotides. RefSeq lists its product as uncharacterized. Lineage: Eukaryota; Fungi; Ascomycota; Eurotiomycetes; Eurotiales; Aspergillaceae. The transcript is spliced from 2 exons. The coding region runs from base 151 to 939 and encodes 262 amino acids. The record is from RefSeq and is a predicted model, not a curated record.